AUGGCCCUAAUCUAUGCAAAUGCCGUCAACAAACGCAUGAACCAGGCUCCAUGCCGUAAAAUCAGUGCCGAUUCCUCAAUGAGAGGCUCUUAUUCAAAAAGCCGAGAAACAACACCGAGAAAGAAGAGCUGUGCUGCUGCUCUAUAUUCUCAAACCGGGACGGCUACUGAAGGUGCUGCUCCUCCAGUUCCCACUCAAAGUGUUCAAUCGCAAGAGCCACACCCAAAUAUGCGCCGUUCACUAAAGGCCUCCAGCUCGCGUCUCAGCUCGGCGGAAAUUGUCUCUAAAACUGAGGAAGAACUUCGUAGAAAGCACUCAUCUCCUUUGAUGUCUCAAUCCAUGAUAUCUUCCGGCUCGUGUACUUGCCGGAAAGGGGAUGAGAAACGAGCUUCCAAGAAGAGCCUGAAGAAAACCAGUAUGCAUUCUUCAAUGAUUGCUCGUCUCGAUAGCGAUAGUGAAGAUGACUUGAAAGAGCGGAAAAUCACGGUUCGCCGAGCUCAAACAGCCCGUGAAACUCGUACGCACCGGUCCGACAGCGAGGGCUCGGUUGAGAAAUUUGCUAAGAGAAAAUCCAGCGUACUCGAGCGUAUGCGCCGCAAGCUAAGCAGCCUGAAAUUU
Molecule: messenger RNA, 618 nt
Organism: Mesorhabditis spiculigera
Lineage: Eukaryota; Metazoa; Nematoda; Chromadorea; Rhabditida; Rhabditidae
Source: the annotation of a GenBank genome assembly